GUUUUCUCAGGUUCGCAACUUUUACUCGAGAUUUCUUUCCUCUUCACACCUCUCAAUUCGGUCGCAUCUUUUCACCCAACGCCGACCACACGACCACUUCAUCAAUAUGCCUCCCAAGUCCGGUAAGAAGGCCGCCCCGGCCCCCUUCGCCUCCAAGGCGGGUUCUAAGAAGGCACCCAAGAACCCCCUCAUCGAGAAGCGACCCCGAAACUUCGGUAUUGGCCAGGACAUCCAGCCGAAGCGAAACCUUUCCCGUAUGGUGAAGUGGCCCGAGUAUGUCCGUCUUCAGCGCCAGAAGAAGAUCAUCAACCUCCGCCUGAAGGUUCCCCCAGCUAUCUCCCAGUUCCAGCAUGUUCUGGACCGCAACACCGCCGCCCAGGCCUUCAAGCUCCUCAACAAGUACCGACCCGAGUCUAAGGCCGAGAAGAAGGAGCGAUUGGUCAAGGAGGCUACCGCCAUCAAGGAGGGCAAGAAGAAGGAGGAUGUCAGCAAGAAGCCCUACGCCGUCAAGUACGGUCUAAACCACGUUGUCGGCCUGAUCGAGAACAAGAAGGCUUCCCUUGUCCUGAUCCCCAACGACGUUGACCCCAUCGAGUUGGUCAUCUUCCUGCCCGCUCUUUGCCGAAAGAUGGGUGUCCCCUACGCCAUCAUCAAGGGCAAGGCCCGUCUCGGAACCGUUGUCCACAAGAAGACCGCUGCUGUCCUCGCUAUCACCGAAGUCCGAUCGGAGGACAAGAACGAGCUCUCCAAGCUCGUCAGCGCUAUCAAGGAUGGUUAUCUUGCCGGAUCUGAGAACUCCCGACGACAAUGGGGUGGUGGUAUCAUGGGUGCCAAGGCCAACAAGCGCAUUGAGAAGAGCAAGAAGGCUUUGGAUACGGCCAUCAAGGUCUAAGCGUUAAGGCUGGUCACGGAUCAUGAUUUUUAUAUUUGCACAGUUCCGGCGUUGGAGGAGGUAAAAGGGAAUACCAACCACAUGGAUUUGACAGCCUACCUAGACUCCAUCUGCAGAGUUUCGCCGACGACAAAUGUGACAAAUGAAUGAUCGCUGCAAUUUCGUAAAUUUUAAAAUUCUAAAACUUGCUAUCACCUCGUAA
Molecule: messenger RNA, 1094 nt
Organism: Daldinia caldariorum
Lineage: Eukaryota; Fungi; Ascomycota; Sordariomycetes; Xylariales; Hypoxylaceae
Product: 50S ribosomal protein L30e-like protein
Exons: 4
Coding region: 107-892 (261 amino acids)
Biological process (GO): ribosome biogenesis
Cellular component (GO): ribonucleoprotein complex
Source: RefSeq, a predicted model, not a curated record